AACAACAACAACAAUUAUAUCAUCAACGACAACAACAACAAAAACAACUACAUCAUCAACAAUAAUAACAAGAAAAACAAUAACAACAACAAAAACGACAUCAUCAAUGACAGGAAUAACAACAAAAACAAGAUAACGACAACAAAACCAACAACAACAAUGACAACAAAAACAACAAUGACAAAAACAGCAAAAACAAUAACGAUAACGAUAACAAAAACAUCAACAACAACAACAACAACAGCAACAACAACAGUUCGA
Molecule: messenger RNA, 261 nt
Organism: Loa loa (African eye worm)
Lineage: Eukaryota; Metazoa; Nematoda; Chromadorea; Rhabditida; Onchocercidae
Exons: 1
Source: RefSeq, a predicted model, not a curated record